Molecule: messenger RNA, 1701 nt
Organism: Indicator indicator
Lineage: Eukaryota; Metazoa; Chordata; Aves; Piciformes; Indicatoridae
Gene: SPATA1
Product: spermatogenesis associated 1
Exons: 13
Coding region: 1-1701 (566 amino acids)
Source: RefSeq, a predicted model, not a curated record
AUGUCAUUCAGUUACAUGAGACCUCGAACAUCACAGUUGGUGGAGCUUCAUGGUUUUUAUGUCCCAGAAGAAGUGUGGAACUUCAAGCUGAAUACUGUUCCUAUAGCUCUUAGUAGCAAAUUCAUCUCAGCUGGGUUUAUAAGGGUGUCUCCUCACAUCACACUAAGAGCGCUGCGGGAGAAGCUUGGAGAGUACCUGGGUGGAGUUGCAGUUGCAGAUAAAUUCAAGUUUUUAAAAUGCGUUGGGAAAAAACUAGCAGUGGUGAAAGCAAAGCAAGAAACAGAACUUGAACUGAAGUCAUUUGCUCCUCCUUAUGCACUUUAUCCAGAAUUGUAUUUAUUACCUGAAGUGGAGUACUUUGAGGAUGUUUAUCCAUUAUCAUCAUCUACUCAGCAAAGACAUUACUUCAGUGCAGAAGAUAAUAGGUUUGGUCGUGGAUCAAGAUUAUCCAGUCUUCCUCAACAAAAGCCUGAAAAAAGCAAACAAUUUUUAGAAAGCAUACACAGCAGUCAUCAGCUAGAAAAUCAGAAAGUGCAUAGUCCUGUGGAAUGGGGUGAGAAAGAACCUCUUCCAGUUUUGCACACAAAGCAUAAGCAAGACUGUAACAACGGGGUUCAAGAAAAACACAUCAAAUCUAGAGAAAAAGAUGAAAACGGAUGCAGUGGAUCUUCCCUCAUACCAAGUCAUUCAAAUCCUGCACACUGGCAGUUUGGAGAGAGUGACAUGGUAUUACAGGCUUCUCAGCAAAAUCAUCUCAGCCAAGAUCAAAAAGAGCCUAACACUCCUAAGUGGAAUGACAAAGCCACUGGGACUCAUCUUACUCUUCAUGUAAACCACAGUGAUGAACGGGGCCAGAAUAACCAAGCACAUGAAGAUCACAUUACGUAUCGAAAGGACCUAACAAAUACGGAAAAUAAUGACCACCAAAACGAUACCAAAGUAAGAAGAGACAGAUCACAGGAUGCGAGAAUUCUUAAAGUAAUGGAAGACCAAACCACAGAAUAUGCACACAAAAAGCAAAGCUUGCAGCAAUACGGAGCUAGCAAGUCUAUAGCUGAUCCUGGUGGAAAAUGGGAUAAUCAGGCAGAUGAAAGCAAGCAAAAUCAUUUUACAUGCCCAAAAGAAUAUAUUUUGCCUCCUAAUCCGCCUUUUCUAGCAGCUUCUGUAAAUACAGCUCAAGUUCCUGCAAUUCAGGCAGCAAAAAACAAGAUGGUAGAACAGUUGCAGCAAAUGAAGUCAGACAGAAGGCAAAUGGAGAAAACUAGAGAAGAACUGAUGAAAAAAGCUAGAGGGCUAUUGGAACAAAAUAAGCUGAGGAGAUACCAUGUUCGUGAAGAAUGGAAGAAGAAGUACUUUGAAACUAAGAAAACUACGGUUUCACUGGAGGGUGCUUUAAGCAAACUGCGACAAGAGGUAGAGCUUUACCACCAGAAAUUACUCAAGCAAUUAGAAGCCAGAGAUAGUAGAAAACGACGAAACAAUACGACAAACUCCAAGAAUUACACAAUCAUCCGAAUUACUACAGUGCAGCAUGAACUUGAUCAACUGAGGAGGAAGCUGGAUGAUACUAAAAUGAAACUCAUAAUAGAAAUUAAGAUGAGAAAGCAGGCUGCAUCUGAUUUACAAGCACUGAGAGCAGAACUGACACAGAAGAAGAUUCACUCAGCUUUAAUUCUCCAGUCCAGAAAAGCAGGAAUUUAA